Molecule: messenger RNA, 1098 nt
Organism: Aspergillus ruber CBS 135680
Lineage: Eukaryota; Fungi; Ascomycota; Eurotiomycetes; Eurotiales; Aspergillaceae
Product: TauD/TfdA family dioxygenase
Exons: 3
Coding region: 1-1098 (365 amino acids)
Molecular function (GO): oxidoreductase activity
Source: RefSeq, a predicted model, not a curated record
AUGACUAUCGAUAUUCGCCCAUUGACGCCUCCCCCAGGCUCCGACAUCAAAUUUGGCGCUGUAGUCGGAAACGUCGACCUCGAGAAUCUUACAGACGACACGUUCAACACGCUCCACGACGCACUAUACAAAAACCUCGUCCUCGUAUUCAAAAACCAACGCCACCUCACCCCCAAAGCCCAAUAUGCCUUAACCCAGCGCUUCGACCCAUCAUCUACCUCCUACGGACACGGCAAGACCCUCGACAGCAAACGGAGCAUCCUACACCCAGAUUUGAAGACCGUUCCGCACCAGCCGCAAGUUCAAAUCAUCGGCCAUGGACAUAUCAAUUUCUACGAGGGGCUGGACAAUAUCCAAUUGAAACACCCGCAUCAUCGAACUUUCCAUCGCGAUCCGAUUCCCCCGGAAGAUGAUCACGACUUUACACGAUUUUAUCGGUGGCAUAUCGACGCCGCGUUGUACGAUUUGUACCCGCCGAAGGUGACCACGUUGCUGGCUGUGCGGGUCCCCAGGGGCCGGCGUCAGACACUCCGCUAUGACGACGGAACAGGUGAUACACUGGCCGUGCCACUCGGUACAACGGCAUUCGUUAGCGGUGAAACGAUGUAUAACCGGCUUUCAGAGGAAGAGAAGGAAUUUGUGCAGACGAGUAGGAUUGAAUAUGCGCCGCAUCCGUAUAUCUGGAUGAGUCCUGCCCGCGCCCUCCCGACAGGCCUAGGCCUUCACUCAGAAGGCCUCGAACUCUCCGACUCCGACCUUCCCCCAAUCGACCCCACAAAGAUCAUGACACUCCCAAUGAUCUGGAAGAAUCCCGUCACCGGAAACCUAGCACUACAAAUCCACCCCUCCGCCGUGCGAAAGAUCCACCGCGACGACGGGACUGUGGUCGACGACCUGAAAACGGUGAGAGAGAUCGUGUAUAAUUUGCAGAGGCCGGCGAUUUCACCGCAGUAUGUGUAUGCGCAUGAUUGGGAAGAGGGGGAUUUGGUGCUGUUUAAUAACCGGGGGGUUUUGCAUUCGGUUGUGGGGGCUUUUGGGGAUGGGGAGGUUAGGUUGUUUAGGCAGUGUAAUUUGGCUGCGUCGGAGGGUGUUGAGUAG